Sander lucioperca (pikeperch) is the source of this 1646-nucleotide messenger RNA. It is a transcript of the gene gnb5a, whose product is annotated as guanine nucleotide binding protein (G protein), beta 5a. Gene Ontology annotation, cellular component: heterotrimeric G-protein complex; cytoplasm. The record is from RefSeq and is a predicted model, not a curated record. NCBI's taxonomy places the organism in Eukaryota, Metazoa, Chordata, Actinopteri, Perciformes, Percidae. The transcript has 11 exons. Gene Ontology annotation, molecular function: protein binding; signaling receptor complex adaptor activity. The coding region runs from base 152 to 1237 and encodes 361 amino acids. Gene Ontology annotation, biological process: G protein-coupled dopamine receptor signaling pathway; G protein-coupled receptor signaling pathway.
UAUGGACUAGCACCACCACCAGGAUCCUCCUCCUCCUCCAUCUGGAAACUGGAGGAGCAUCUUCACCCUCUGACGUCAUGUCAGCAGCAUCAGCUGUUAGCUCUGCUUUAAGCCUUUUCGCUGCCGAUCGCUGCCUGCAUAAAGGAAAUAUAUGAGAUCCCCUCUAAUCCCUGAAAUGGCGACACAGGAGGUACAGCUGAAUGAGACUCUGACCCAUCUCAAAACGGAGUCGGAGACGCUAAAGUCGAAGCUGGAGGAUGAAAGAGCGAAGCUGCACGAUGUCGAGCUACAUCAGGUGGCAGAGAAGGUGGAGGGGCUUGGUCAGUUUGUUAUGAAGACCCGAAGAACUCUGAAGGGACAUGGCAACAAAGUUCUGUGUAUGGACUGGUGUAAGGACAAGAGGAGGAUCGUCAGCUCCUCACAGGAUGGAAAAGUGAUUGUGUGGGAUGCUUUCACCACCAAUAAGGAGCAUGCUGUGACAAUGCCUUGCACCUGGGUGAUGGCCUGUGCCUACGCCCCCUCUGGCUGUGCUGUGGCUUGUGGGGGCCUGGAUAAUAAAUGCUCAGUGUAUCCUCUGUCUCUGGACAAGAAUGAGAACUUGGCUGCGAAGAAGAAGUCAGUGGCCAUGCAUACAAACUACCUGUCAGCCUGCAGCUUCACCAACUCGGAUAUGCAGAUCCUUACUUCCAGCGGGGAUGGGACAUGUGCAUUAUGGGAUGUUGAGAGUGGGCAGCUAUUGCAGAGUUUCCAUGGACACGCAGCAGAUGUGCUCUGUCUGGACCUGGCUCCCUCCGAGACUGGAAACACAUUUGUUUCAGGGGGCUGUGAUAAGAAGGCCAAUGUGUGGGACAUGCGUUCAGGACAGUGUAUUCAGUCCUUUGAAACUCAUGAAUCAGACAUAAAUAGUGUCCGAUACUACCCCAGUGGAGAUGCAUUUGCAUCAGGCUCAGAUGAUGCUACAUGCCGCCUGUAUGACUUAAGGGCAGACAGAGAAGUGGCUAUUUAUUCCAAAGAAAGCAUUAUAUUUGGGGUCUCCAGUGUUGAUUUCUCUCUCAGUGGACGGCUAUUGUUUGGCGGCUACAACGACUACACCAUAAAUGUCUGGGAUGUUCUCAAAGGAACACGGGUCUCUAUUCUGUUUGGACAUGAGAACCGUGUCAGUACACUGCGUGUUUCCCCAGAUGGGACGGCCUUCUGCACAGGUUCCUGGGACCACACUCUUCGGAUCUGGGCUUAAGGAUGAAGGCACUGAGAAUGAAAUGGUACACAGACCUACUGAAGAUACACCAACUUUCUGUUUGCUAGAGAACAAUCACAGAGAUAAAGGCUCAGUUUUGGUUGUACAUAGGUCAUAUCAAUAGCAUUGUAUAUACUCCAGUCUCAAGGUCAUGGUAGAUUUACAUAUUUCAGAGAGUAAUUAAACCAAAUAAUAUGUGAUUAAAGGAAAAUGGUACGGAGGAACUCAUGGUUACAACUUAAGAUGUUAAAUGUAUAUUGCAGCAAAUAACAUUGGUAGUGACUAGAUCAGUCUAAGAUAGAAGUGACACAAUAAAGUGAUGUAUUGUAUGUGCCCACAUAAAGGACAUUACUUGUAUAUUUAUUUGUUUUUCUGCACAAAAAAUAAUGGAGGAAUGCAGCCUGUAGAA